AUGAUUGCGAAUAGAGCGAAUACUCCAGCUCUUUUCCCUCGAAUUUUUCCACUUCUAGUAGUCGUUGGUGUAUUGGUUUUUGUUUUUACAGUAUAUACAAACAGUGGUUCCUCAAAAUACUUGGACAGAGUCAGCUCUCGAUUAAAAUAUCCAAUAAAUGGAACUGGAUUCUCAAAGCAGUUGAUUGAUUAUGAUCUUCACGACUACAAUGUCAAAACAUAUAAAGGAUAUGUAAAUAUGUAUGAAUUGAAUGAGAAGGUGUUCAAAUUAUAUGGAUAUGAAAUCGAGAAACCAACACUACCAGUUCCAACUCUUCGAAUGAUAAACGAGCCAACCUGCGAAUUAGUUUUCUCGGAAUGGCUUCGAGUAUCUCAAGAGCCUCAACCGAAGAAUCCUCCGAAAUAUAUUCCAUCUGGAGAGUCGGACGCAUUCCUACUUUUCGGUUACGCUGCUGUGGAAAGCUGGUACAUGAACGAUAAGAAUUCGUAUUUCGGAGAAAAACCGAAAAACUGGGAUAAACUUUCUGAGAUGAUCACAUGGCCGAAGGAAAAACUGGCCGAAAUAGCUUAUGUCACAGAGUCAGUAUCUGUGUAUAAUGCUAUGGCGUCUCACAGACUUGACGGAAUGAGUGGAGUUGUCAUCGGAAGUGCGGAGAAAAUUCUAACAGUGGAAUACAAUCGGUUGACAAUUCAAGAAGAGUUCAGAGACAGAAUGUCUUCAAUUCUUCCGGUCGAUUUCGUACAAAACUGGCAUACAUACGCUGACAAGUUCGAUUUCGCUGCCUCAUUUUCAUCUAUCGAACAUUCGGGACUCGGGCGGUACGGAGAUCCAAUGGAUCCCAUCGGAGACUUGAGAGAGAUGCUCAAGAUAAAGUGUAUUCUGAAAAAAGGAGGAUUACUAUUCCUCGGUUUUCCAUUGGGUACGGAUGCAAUUCAAUACAAUGUACACAGAAUUUAUGGCCCAAUUCGUCUUGCAAUGAUGUUUUAUGGAUUUGAAUGGCUCAGCACAUUUUCUGGAGGUCUCGAAAAUGCAUUUGAUCUCAACUCUCAGCGUCUUCAUUCUAACGUGAAAUUUGGAAUGCAUCAAUAUACAAUGGUUCUGAAAAAACUGUGA
Caenorhabditis remanei is the source of this 1113-nucleotide messenger RNA. RefSeq lists its product as uncharacterized. The record is from RefSeq and is a predicted model, not a curated record. NCBI's taxonomy places the organism in Eukaryota, Metazoa, Nematoda, Chromadorea, Rhabditida, Rhabditidae. The transcript has 8 exons. The coding region runs from base 1 to 1113 and encodes 370 amino acids.